Lonchura striata (white-rumped munia) is the source of this 1738-nucleotide messenger RNA. RefSeq names its product vitronectin (gene VTN). Gene Ontology annotation, biological process: cell-matrix adhesion; cell adhesion mediated by integrin; immune response. The record is from RefSeq and is a predicted model, not a curated record. NCBI's taxonomy places the organism in Eukaryota, Metazoa, Chordata, Aves, Passeriformes, Estrildidae. Gene Ontology annotation, molecular function: extracellular matrix binding; scavenger receptor activity; integrin binding.
UGGGCAUUUCUCGGAUGUGCUGGGAGGAGCAGCUUAAGUCCUUGACUCCAAAACCAGGUUGUUGCCAGGUCAGCCUGAGACUUAAAUUCGAGUUGAUGUUUGGAUGUGACAGAGUCGCUCUUAAUCCUCUCUGAACCCACUUCGAAAGGGACAGACAGAGGAAAGGGACAUCAUCGACAGACAGACAAGGAAGGACGGCGAACAAGGCACCCCGAGCAGCGCAAAACUGCGGGAGAAGCUCGGCACAGAACCAGCUGAGCAAACACUGGAUGCUGGGGCUGUGCCGUGCUCCAGCCCGCACAGUCGCAGGAGGGCUGCGCUCCCGGACGCCCAGCAUGAGGCUGCUCUUCCCUGCCCUCGUGCUGGCCCUGCUCGCCACCACCCGUGCUGCAGAAGACUCCUGCGAGGGCCGCUGUGAAGAAGGCUUCGAUGCAGGCCACAAGUGCCAGUGUGACACCCUCUGUGUGUACUACCAGAGCUGCUGCAGCGACUACUCCACCGUCUGCAAAGCCAAAGUGACCCGGGGAGAUGUCUUUGCCUUGCCGGAGGACGACUACCUGGACUACAACCUCACCGUCGACUUUGUCACGGAAGAGGUGCCCACGGCAGAGCCCACAGAGCUGCCCACAGCCCCAGUGCUGGUGGACACCACACCAGAGAGCAAGCCAACCCCCGAGGAGACACUGCCAGAGGUGCCCAGCACCACCCCAGAAGUGUCUGAGGAGCCUGAGGAGCUGUGUAGUGGGAAACCUUUUGAUGCCUUCACCGACCUGAAGAACGGUUCCCUUUACGCUUUCCGAGGGAAGUACUUCUAUGAGCUGGACAAGACCAGUGUGAGGCCUGGCUACCCCAAGCUCAUCAGUGACGUCUGGGGCAUCGAGGGCCCCAUUGACGCAGCCUUCACACGCAUCAACUGCCAGGGCAAGACUUACCUCUUCAAGGGCACCCAGUACUGGCGCUUUGAUGACGGAGCCCUGGACCCUGGGUACCCACGGGACAUCUCCGAGGGCUUUGAGGGCAUUCCCAACAAUGUGGACGCAGCCUUCGCCCUCCCUGCCCACAGCUACCACGGCAAUGAGAGAGUCUAUUUCUUCAAGGACAAGUACUACUGGUCCUACGACUUUGCCCAGCAGCCCACGCAGGCUGACUGCGAGAAGUCCUCCCCCUCCACGGUGUUCAAGCACUACGCCUUCAUGAACCGGGACAGCUGGGAGGACGUUUUCCAGAUCCUCUUUGGCGGCAGGAUGCCUGGGGCGAACGGCCCGUGGUACAUCAGCCGGGACUGGCGGGGUGUGCCCAGCCGGCUGGACGCUGCCAUGGCCGGCCGCAUCUACGUGCCCUCCCAGGAGCCCCGGAGGAGGAAGUCUCGCCGUCAGCGCAAGAGGUACAACCACCACCGGUCACUGAAUUUGGGAUUCUGGAGCUGGCUGCAAAAUGACCCCGACUCAGCAGGUGUUGAAACGGAUGGGCUGUCGGGCUCCACGUGUGAGAUGCUCCAGAGUGUUUACUUCUUUGUCGGAGACAAGUACUACCGUGUCAACCUGCGCACCAAGCGUGUGGACCUGGUGCGGCCGCGCUACCCCCGCUCCAUCGCCCAGUACUGGCUGGACUGCCCCCAGCCCGGGGAGGAGAGCACCUGAUGGGAUCCCUGGAGCCACCAGGAGCCCAGCCUCAGCUAGACAGAAAUAAACUGUGAGAGCCAUGCAGGCUGGAGAGCUCUGUCUGUGCAUCCAUCCAA